AUGGCCGAUGCUAGGACGUUGUGUGAUGAAUCCAAAGAAGGGAGCUCAAUCGACAACCCUAUUAUUAUCGACGACGACGAAUGGUCUUUCCAGCAGUGCAUAUCAAAGCCAGAUGAUUCUGAUGGGGACACUGAGCCGUUGACUACGCCAGAAUUCGAGGCGUAUUUCAGUGAUAGACGGUUCCACCUUCCACAGGGCAACUCUGAAUGCCCAGUGACGGAACCGACUUCUGUGCUGGCUCCAAACAAACUUACACAUAAUCAAGGCUUUGAUUUCCCUGUGUCUGACCUGACUACUUGCACUCAUGUAAAAGAGGAAAGACCUGAAUCCGCUAAAACUGCCGCAGGUGAUGGAAGUACGAGCCUCACAAGACAGGAAUGGAAGCUGUUAUUGGACAGCAGAGGGUCCGGCAUCUUGUGGUAA
This is a messenger RNA of Penicillium arizonense, 423 nucleotides long. RefSeq lists its product as uncharacterized. The record is from RefSeq and is a predicted model, not a curated record. The coding region runs from base 1 to 423 and encodes 140 amino acids. The transcript is spliced from 2 exons. Lineage: Eukaryota; Fungi; Ascomycota; Eurotiomycetes; Eurotiales; Aspergillaceae.